Meloidogyne enterolobii is the source of this 573-nucleotide messenger RNA. The record is from the annotation of a GenBank genome assembly. Lineage: Eukaryota; Metazoa; Nematoda; Chromadorea; Rhabditida; Meloidogynidae.
GGACAAAAAGGCUGGAUAAACGAGAUGAUUUCAACACUAUUUUUUAAGGCAACAAGACUCGCAGCUUUAAAUUUAAGAGAACACAAAUGGGACAAAUUUAAAGAAAUUUCAACUAAAAAUUUAACAAAUUAUUUAAUAAAUAGAUUGCCUCAAAUUAAAGAAGAAGACCUUUUUGAAAAUCUUAAUUUUACACAAAACCAAAUUGUUUGUGGAUUUAUUUAUUCUUCCUUUUUUUCUUGUGAUAGUAUUGUUAGAGCAUUUCUUUCAUCCAAACGGGAGGAUUUAACAUAUAACAGCAUGUUUGUAUUUUUCAUUGACAAAACUAUAGAAAAACAGCAAAAUUUGGAAGACCUAAAAUUCAAAGAAGAUGAAGAAGAAAAUAUUAAUUUAUGGCGUCCAACAACUCGUUCAAUUUCAAAAUUGUUGAAAAAACCAGAAAAUUUGUUAAUUUGCAAUAUUUCGUUAGCUAGGCAUUUGGGUGGUCAAACACCAGCAAAUUUUGGACGUUGGAAAAUUACUGAAUUAAAUUUUUUUGAUUGUAAAUAUGCAAUAAAUGAACAACAUUGUUAUUAA